AUGCCUCCGAGGCUGUACCCUUUCAUUCUAGUUGCCCCCUCUACUAGAGGUCUUUCUCUGGCGAUCACUCGUCAUCUACUACAAACCACCACUCUGCCUGUCUUCGCGACUCAUCGCACCAAUACGCCCGACGCCGUCCACAUGCGUAUCAUGGAUUCUCUGGCAGGCGUUGACCAAACUAGGCUGAAGGUGCUCCCCCUGGAUCUCACGUCCGAGGACAGCAUCGUCUGUGCCUCUCGCGCACUCGCGGAUGCCCUCCCCAAAGACAGCAACCCAUUCAUCCACGCAGCCUUCUUCAGCGGUGGGAUCCUUCACCCAGAGCGACAACCGGGGGACCUCGUCUUGGAAAAUAUCCAGCAGACCUUCGAGAUCAAUGUCAUAUCCCACCUCCUGCUCAUCAAGCAUUUCUCGCGAUUUCUCCCUUCUCCUGGUACCCAGACGACACACCCUCAUGCACAGUCUGCACCGACGCUCUCGAAAUGGGUGCAUGUCUCUGCACGCGUCGGAUCCAUCUCCGACAACCGUCUCGGUGGCUGGUACUCCUAUCGCUCCUCAAAAGCUGCACUGAACCAGGUCGUCCGCACCUUCGACCUGCACUUACAGGCGAGGAAGAUUCCUGCGCUAUGCGUCGGUGUCCAUCCAGGCACGGUGAAGACAGAUUUCAGUCGCCAGUUCUGGAGCAAUGUACGAGCCGAGGACCUGUUUGAACCCGAGUUCGCUGCGCAGAGAUUAGUUGAUGUGGUGAAGGGGCUGCGUCCCGAAGAUAGAGGGAAAGUUUGGGAUUGGGAAGGGAAAGAGGUGCCUCCUUGA
Messenger RNA from Sparassis crispa, 810 nucleotides. RefSeq lists its product with no specific name. The transcript has a single exon. Lineage: Eukaryota; Fungi; Basidiomycota; Agaricomycetes; Polyporales; Sparassidaceae. The coding region runs from base 1 to 810 and encodes 269 amino acids. The record is from RefSeq and is a predicted model, not a curated record.